AUGCAGCGGGCUUGCGGGGAUGGGCCCGCGGACCUGUCGGCCUUGGAGGAAAACUGCGCAGAGUUCAAGGCCAGGCAGGUCGAGCGGCUGCCCGAGCUCAAGUCCGAGCUCGAUGUUGAACCCAAGCACGAGCCCGGCCCCAAGCCUGAGUCUGAGUCCGAGUCCAAUCCCGAGCCCAAGCCCGAGCCCGAGCCCGAGCCCGAGCCCAAGCCCGAGCCCAACGCUGGGCCGGGGUCCGACGUGGAGCCCUUGCGGGUCGCGGAGCCUGAACCCAAAUCUGAACCUGAGCCCCAGCCCGAGCCCAACACUGAGCCCGAGCCCAGCACUGAGCCCGAGCCCAUGCCCGUGCCCGAGUCCGAAAGGCCCGUGGAGGCUGAGCUCCAGAUUCCGGUCCCUUCUUCAGCCCUCUUGACAGCCCCCAUCCCAGUUGAGCAAGGCGACCUCAGCAUCCAGGACCGCCGCCCCCGCCCCAUCGCCAGGACCAGGCUCAAGACUAAAAGCAGGAAGGCCAGCUUACUGCGCGUGCCCGAAGAGUCUGGGGGCCACCGGUGUCUCACUGUCACUGUGGACAGCUCCAAGGCCAGGACCUCCCUGGACGCCCUCAAGAUCAGCCUUAAGCAGCUCAAGUGGAGGGAGGUGAGCCCCUCUAUUCAGCCCCUCUAGAGAAUAGGCAAGUUUCCCUUUGGUCGUCGCUUGCCCUGUGACAUCUACUGGCAUGGAGUUUCCUUUCAUGAUAGUGACAUACUCUCAGGUCAAGUGAACAAGUUCCCAGGAAUGACAGAAAUGGUGCGGAAAAUUACUCUGAGCCGAGCUGUGAGAAUCAUGCAAGAUCUCUUUCCUGAGGAGUACAACUUCUAUCCUCGCUCUUGGAUUUUGCCUGAUGAAUUCCAACUCUUUGUUGCUCAGGUUCGAAUGGUGAAAGAUGGUGACCCCUCCUGGAAGCCCACUUUCAUUGUAAAACCUGAUAGUGGUUGUCAAGGUGAUGGAAUCUACCUCAUUAAAGACCCCAGUGACAUUCGAAUGGCAGGAAACCUCCAGAGCAGGCCAGCUGUAGUCCAGGAAUACAUCUGUAAACCUCUCCUCAUUGACAAACUGAAAUUUGAUAUUCGUCUGUACGUCUUACUAAAGUCUUUAGAACCCUUAGAGAUUUAUAUAGCCAAAGAUGGACUCUCUAGAUUUUGUACAGAGCCAUAUCAGGAGCCUAACUUUGGAAAUUUACAUCAUGUAUUUAUGCAUUUAACCAACUAUUCACUGAAUAUUCAUAGUGGAAACUUCAUUCAUUCUGACAAUGUUAAUACUGGCAGCAAAAGGACUUUCUCCAGCAUCCUUUGUAGACUCUCUUCCAAGGGAGCUGACAUCAAGAAAAUCUGGUCGGACAUUAUUUCUUUAGUGAUUAAGACAGUUAUUGCACUGACACCAGAGCUCAAAGUGUUCUAUCAAUCUGAUAUACCAGCAGGAAGACCUGGACCAACAUGCUUCCAGAUUUUAGGAUUUGAUAUUCUUCUAAUGAAAAAUUUGAAGCCUAUGUUGCUAGAAGUAAAUGCAAAUCCCAGCAUGAGAAUAGAACAUGAACAAGAGCUUUCUCCAGGGGUGUUUGAAAAUGUCCCAAGUCUUGUUGAUGAAGAAGUAAAAGUAGCAGUAAUCAGAGAUACUCUCCGGCUAAUUGAUCCACUGAAGCAUAAGAAAAAAGAGAACCGAUCCAGUGGUCUUUACACAACAACAUCAAAGACAAAGAGUCAAGGAAAAGAAAGCUGGUUCCAGUCUGAGAGGCAUCUACUGCCGGGCAUUGAAGCAGGUCAGCUGAGAACAGGAAGAAGAGGUCCAGGGAGGAAGCAUCUUGCCCAAGAUCUCAGAGUAUACUUUCCAGAUAUCUUUAUGGACAGAAAAUCCAGAUUCCCAUCAAUUUUUGGCAGAAUGUCUCCAUCGAAGCUUCAGUUUUCAAAGUUUUCCAUAGUCAGAUCUGAACAGUGUAAUAAAAUAUCAGGAAUGAGAGAAGAAUUCAAAGAGGGAACAGAUGAACUACUGCAAUCAGAUGUGCUCGAAGCAGAGGCUUAUAUGACCAAUGAAGCCAACUUACCCACUAUCUGCCUCAAGCAAGUAUUCCCAAAGUAUGCAAAGCAGUUCAACUAUUUGCGUUUGGUGGACAGGAUGGCAAAUCUAUUUAUCCGAUUCCUUGGGAUAAAGGGGACAACGAGGUUGGGACCCACGGGGUUCCGCACCUUUAUAAGGAACUGCAAACUCAGUAGCAGCACCUUCUCAAUGGCAUCUGUAGAUAUUCUGUAUAUUGACAUAACAAGAAGGUGGAACUCCAUGGGCCUCGAACAGAAGGAAUCAGAUAAGAAUGCUGAGCCUAAGAAAAGAGAAGUGACCGCCCAAGGUAUGUGUUUGCAAGCCUUUGUGGAAGCAUUCUUCUUCCUAGCCCAGAGAAGGUUCAAGCAUUCAACCCUUCAAGAGCAAGUUGCCUCACUGGUUGACCUGUGUGAAUAUCACCUUACCCUGCUGGAUGAGAAACGCCUACUCUACAGCAAAGGCACCUCCUCUGUCCGGACUCCAGUCAGCAGCUCUUCCCAAGAAAGGCUCCCUCUCACCCAGCCACCAAAUGGGUCUUUCCUUCCCCGAAAUAACUCUGCCAAUAAAUUUACCCACUACAGACAUCCUCAGACUUGAGGGGAUGACACUUUGGUAUGGAAGAAGGAACUCAUAAUGUCAGGGCUGACGAGGGCUCCCCACCCCAUGAGCAUGUGGCUGCUGGUGAAAUGUGGAAUGCCAAGUUUUUCUAUUGCUAAAUGUUUUCACCUAUUUAUUUCCCAUUUCCCUGAAUUCCACGCUUCCAAAAGUGAAUGCCCUGCAUACAACUGUCUGUGACCCCAACCCUUCUUUUUCAGUUCAUCAAAGGAUGGACCACAUACCUUCUGUGACAAUGGCCGUCCUUUUUACUCUUUGGAAUACCACAUAUGAAGACAGUGGGAAUAAAUCUGUACUGUCAAGAUCACUUACUCCUGGGGAUGAGAGCCACGGAGGAAACAGCCCAAGGAAAAGAAAUCUCAGGGUUUCUCUGGCCUCUUCAAGAACCAAGAGCCAUUGUGUAUCAUCAUCCAGUCACUGGGUAGCAAAUGAUAUGGGAAAAUCAAGUAGGAGUAUACAAAUCUGCAGUCCCUAAUAUAUAUGCAUGUGUCUCAAUGAGUUAACCUAGUGUUUUGGAUUAGUUGACCCCAUUUCUACAAAGCGAGUCAAUUUUCUAUUACAUUUCAGAAUGAUAGAUUUGGGAUGGUGCUGCUCAGUGGGUAUACUCUGGGAAGUUUGAUUUCUGUACCCCUAGCAUUCCCAAAACACUGAAAUGCCACCUGUUAUAGAACUUUGUAGAUGGUGUAUAUCCUGAAGACUCGUUAGAGGGACAACCCAUUUGCCUCCAAGGUUUGGGACAAGAGAAAGAAAGGAGAUAACAUUUUCUGCCUACUCCUCAGAAAACCUUUGAUUCUUAUUUUUAAAAGAAGAAAAUUUUGCAGGAUGCAAUCUUAGAAUUGAAAGGGAUCUUGGAACAGAAAAUGCUAGAAUUUAGGGCAUAGAAUAUGAGAGAGAAAAAGAACCUCAAGAUAUGAAAUGAAAGAAAAAAAGAAAGUUAAACCUAGAAGGAAUUUUAGAGCAUUAUAGACUACAAAAGAUUAAUGCUAAGAGAGAUCAUAAGAGCUACCCAGUCUAAUCCCCCUGAUGUCACAGAUGGGAAAACUAAGGCCCAGAGCUAGGGAGUGGCAGGACCAGGACUAGAAAUGAGGUCUCUGCACUCCCAGACUAGUGGCCAUCCUAUAUUACAACUUAUCACUUCUACAUUUACAAGUAGCUUCAGCCUUUGUAUUCAGGGAAAGCUAUGCUGCAGAUCUGAGUAGCUCAACAUUCUGGUGCUUCUCUUUACACUAAAAGUUUGGCCAAUAGUUAGACCCUGUUGUAAUUAAUAUUCCUAUGUAGUACAGGGAUAAGAAAUAGGGUUCAGAGA
This is a messenger RNA of Gracilinanus agilis (Agile Gracile Mouse Opossum), 3991 nucleotides long. It is a transcript of the gene TTLL11, whose product is annotated as tubulin tyrosine ligase like 11. Gene Ontology annotation, molecular function: tubulin-glutamic acid ligase activity; tubulin binding. The record is from RefSeq and is a predicted model, not a curated record. The transcript is spliced from 13 exons. Gene Ontology annotation, biological process: microtubule cytoskeleton organization; protein polyglutamylation. NCBI's taxonomy places the organism in Eukaryota, Metazoa, Chordata, Mammalia, Didelphimorphia, Didelphidae. Gene Ontology annotation, cellular component: cilium.